This is a messenger RNA of Protopterus annectens (West African lungfish), 2483 nucleotides long. RefSeq lists its product as uncharacterized. Lineage: Eukaryota; Metazoa; Chordata; Ceratodontiformes; Protopteridae. Bases 698 to 2392 code for a protein of 564 amino acids. The transcript has 4 exons. Gene Ontology annotation, molecular function: zinc ion binding. The record is from RefSeq and is a predicted model, not a curated record.
UGUGAGGGUGCAGGCAGCCAUCGAUCCCCUGCAAAAAAACGUAAAAAAAUUAUUCGUGCGGCUGUUGAACACAUCAGCAUGAAUAUGCUUCGUUACUCCAACACGUCACCGGGUAUUGUGUGGUGGGCAACAUUUGCUACUGCACACCCAAUGAGGUACUCUUCAACUACAUCGCCUAAAGAAGGCCACUUGCGCUACUACUGGCACAUGGACUUUUAAGUAUAAACUGAGAUUUUCCAGUUAUUCACAUGUGUAAAUCACACUCUUUUUCAGACUAUUCAUGCUUUACUUUUCUGUUGUACUGACAAGACUGGAGACUGCACACUUUUAGCUACGGUUCGUACACCACUUUAUCAUCUACGAGGGAUAGCAUUGUAAAACAGGCCCACAACUCACGAGUUCACCCAUUCGCAUUAGACAAUUAACCGGGAACAUCAUUCUGUACUUUAUACGCUGAAUGCUUGCAGUUAUAUAAUUAGCGAAUAAGCCUCCAGUUACUCACAAAGCCACAGACAGAUGCUAUCAGCAACAUCUAAUGCAUUACUCCUUUAACAUUACAGUCAUGUGAUCAGCAGUGCGUUAUGGGAUAGGUGUUUUGUGUUUGCAAAGAGAAAAGCAGGAACUGUUGUGACGUUAGAAUACAUUUAGUAACAGACCUGCAAAGGUGAUUUCCAGACUUGAUAUUCAGUUCCAAAAAAUGCCAAAGCUGAAGAAUUCCCGUACUCGUGCUUUGCCCAAGAUCCUGCCAAACCGUCCAGAUGAGGAGUACACAGUGAUGGUGGAUGACAUCUCUGAAAAGAAAUUCUCAUCUUGGUUGGAGUUCUGCACCUUCUUUGACACUUGGUGUGAAAAGAACAAAGUUUUGUUCUUUAAGAACUCUGAGGACCUUCUCAGCAAGAGACUAGACCCAGAAUUGGUGAAGAGAUUCCGAUUUAAUAUGGUCUGUCUAGUUUGUAAAUACUUUCGUGGGCGACUUGUGCAGUCCAGCAAUGGGGACUACAGACGUGGAUGUCCUGCUUGCAUAAUACUGAAACUGGACCAAGAAGAAGAAAAAUUUAUUGUAAGAAAGGCAGUUUUGAAGCAUAACCACAAGCUUUGCCCGAUUGAGUUUGCUAAUUACUUCAGAAAGGGCAGAUACACUGGUAACAUACACUUUCUCUGUCGAAUCACCAAUAAUUUGGAAAAACAUUUCCUAGAAGUGUAUGAUAUACGUAGGUUAAAGGUUUAUUUGAGAAAGCAAGAUCCUGAUCUUCUGCAUGAUAUAGAGACACUGGGAGAGCUGCUUGCUGUAGAUCCUGCAGCAAAGAUCAAGCUGGCCUUUGUGGAGAACCAGUUCAGUGUGAAAUAUGUUCUCCUUAUUACCUCAAAUAUGAAGAGCCUAUGCCGCAAGUUCUCCCGUGUGCUUUACCUUAGCAAGUUGACGCACAUGAGUAAUGAAUUUGAUUUUUAUACUGUACUUUGUGAGGAUGCCAAUGGCAGAGGCCGGGAAUGUGUGUGUUGUAUUGCAAAGAAAAAUACACCUAAUAUUUUUCGCUGUCUUCUUUUAUCUCUGGUGCAAUGUGUGCCAGAAAUCAAGUUUCAGGUAAAUUGUCUAAUGGUAGAAAGUGGCACUGAGGAGCUGGAUGUUAUUAGGAAUGUUUUCCCAAAAGCUAAAGUCCAGUUGUGUAGGACAUGGGUUUUAGAGACUUUGUAUAACAAAGCUGUUGAAAUAGAGGGAUUUUCCUAUGACAGUAUGUGGAACUUUCUUUGCAAGCUUGCUGACUCUCCAUCACCAAGUAAAUAUGCCGAUUGCCUGAGAAAGAUGACAACUGUGUUCUCCAAAGAGUUUGUCCGUUACUUUAAAAACAACUGGCAUCCUUAUAAGGAGUUAUGGGUAGAUAGUUGGGCCUUUGAGUCAAACAAAGGAGAUGUGUUAAGGAGCUUUGUAAGAGCACAUCAGCAAAUGAUUGCUUCUGAACUUCUUUCUUCGUGGAAAAUAGUGGAUUAUAUUAAGAUUUUUUACAAACUUCAGACACAGAAGGCUGAGGCAGUAGACUUCAGUGAAGGAGAAGUUUCAAAACACUAUCGUCAGAUUUGUCCAGUUGAACUGGCUGACUUAGUUGAUGAGGAGAUUAGUGCUGCUAAGAGUGGAUGCUUCAAAAUCCAGGAUAGUGGCAAUAGCUUUGUACUGUAUGAUGGGACCUCAGAGUAUACUGUCAGUCAAGAACAGACUUUCUGCAAUUGUGCUGUCUAUGCUUCAACACUUUCUUACUGUCGCCAUCUAUUUGCAACUCGCCUUUGGAGUGGAGAGUCACUUUUCUUCAUGUUCUGUGAUCGUGGUAGUGAUGAACUUUUACAGAAGCCAUAUUGCACAAAUAGUAAUUCUAAAAGCAUAGUUACUGAAAUUUUGUAAUGCAUUCAGAUUCUUGUAUGCAGUACAUUGCAGCACAUUCAUGUCUUUGUAUGCACAGUUUCUACUGAGAAAAAUUAUGAAAUGCACUGCA